Molecule: messenger RNA, 1787 nt
Organism: Vespula pensylvanica (western yellowjacket)
Lineage: Eukaryota; Metazoa; Arthropoda; Insecta; Hymenoptera; Vespidae
Gene: Hus1-like
Product: checkpoint protein HUS1
Exons: 3
Coding region: 912-1736 (274 amino acids)
Biological process (GO): nucleotide-excision repair; mitotic DNA replication checkpoint signaling; double-strand break repair via homologous recombination
Cellular component (GO): site of double-strand break; checkpoint clamp complex; nucleolus
Source: RefSeq, a predicted model, not a curated record
ACAUCACAAAUUUUUCGUGUUUAAAAACAUAGACUUUUUUUUUUGGAUACAGUAUAAAUAUUAUUGACUGUUCCAGAACGUUUCGUAUUUAAAGAGAACGAAAAUUGAUAAUCGUCAAUAAAGACAAACAAUGACGACGACCACGCCACCGUCCUUGUUCCAUUCGCUAUUUCAGUUAAUCGAUCGACGCGUUACGUACGUCGUUCUUGCAAGAAUAAUCUUCGUUUGCUACGGAGGAAAUCGAUUUACAUUAUCAUUUAUACGUUGCUUUCGUCUUCGUUGUUAAUAACCUAUACGAGAUAAAUUAUUGAGUGAAAAAAUCGUGAAAAAGUCGUCGUCGUCGUCGUCUUUAUUGCCGUUUAAAAAUUUUUUUCGACGAUAUCAACGAUAUGACGAUAAUUGCGCCAUUAUUUGAAAUCGUUUAUCGGCCUGUAUUUAUGUCGAAUAAUAAUGCAACUUUUUAAAGGAGGCAAAAAAGGUUAAUCGAAAUUUUUACGUCAAAAAUUUACUUGGAUCGUUUUAAAUUCGAGAAUAUCUUUUCUAAUUUCAAACGAUACCGUGUUAAUCGUAUCGUCCAAUCAGAUUCUGAUUAUAACAGGUAGUAUUUCAUGAAAAUAAAGCAAAAGGAAUAGAUCCAUUUAAAAACCAUUUUGAAAGUGCCUCGACUAAAAUGAAAUUACGUAUUUAUUUGAAUCUUGUUUAAAUAAAGACUAUUAAGAUUACCUAGGAUACACGUACACACAAUACACGUAUUUGUAAUUUAAUAAAUAAACAAACACACGCUGAAAGCAAUAGUAUGUGUGCAUUGUAUUCUAUAAGUUGAACACCGAUGAGAACAUGUAAACAAUUUCUUUCUGUUAUAUGUUUAUCGAUUAGUUAUAUUAGAAUAUAAAAUUAUACAGCUUAAGAAGAUGAAGUUUAGAUGCAGAAUGAUAGACCUUACAGCUAUGCGAGAAUUUACUAAUAUUGUCACUAUCAUUUCAAGGAUAUCAAAACAGUGUAUUUUACGAUUAACUACGGACGAAAUUUCUUUCAAUAUAGGUUAUGAUAGUGUACCUGUUCUAUGGGCAGAAUUAUCUCAAAGUCAUUUCUUUACCGAAUAUAUCAUGAGUGGCGUUUCCGAAGAGCAGAAUGAAAUUUAUUUAGAAUUUGAAUCGGCGAUGCUUGCUAGGAGUCUAGGUUCUCUUCGUUUACAUUCAAAAAGUGUAAAAAUGAAAUUAACGAACAAACUUCAACCUUGUAUCACGUUUGAAAUCGAAUUAUCAUCUUCUACCGUGGAGUCAAGACAAUGUGUUCAUGAUGUGCCAGUAAGAGUCGUGCCACGAAAGGAAUGGACUGUUUACAAAGUUCCUGACAUACCAGAAUUUGAUAUAUCCAUAGAUAUGCCACAACUUAAGUAUUUACGUAAUAUUGUAGAAAGAAUGAGAAACAUGAGUUCACAAUUAACAUUAACAGCUGAUAAAACUGGUAUGUUCGUUUUAAGGGUAGAAACCGAUAGCGCGAAUGUAUCCACGCAUUUUCAAGAAUUAAAAGUUUGGUCUUGUAGCCAAGUUGAAGACAAUUUCACAGUGUCUGCUACGAUAGAUGUCAAAAAGUUUUUAACGUUUUUAUCUUGGGACAUAGUUCAUCCGAAUUCCGUAAGAUGUAAUAUAUUGGAAAAUAAAAUAGUGAAUUUAUUUUUAGAUUUAUCAGGAUAUUUAAAAGUUCGCUAUUUUCUUCCUGCGAUUGCGACAUAAGAAUUGAUUAAUUAAAUUAUAAGGUAUGAAAUAAAAAGUAUAUUUAUUUUA